ACACUCACUGGUUCCGAAGCCCUAACGUUUCCUGGUCGCCGAUUUAUCACCAAAGAAGGCAAUUUCUUGCUUUUUCCCGAUCAACACAUGGCGGAGGAAGAUGUUAUCGCUUACCCUGUUCAGCCGUCCGAUCACAAACGCAAGCUUGAGAAUGUCGAAUCGGAGCUCCUCGAGCAACACGACGGCUCGAUUGAUCGUUCUUACGAAGUCUCUGUAGAUAUUGGCCAGAAAGCUACUGACUUUUCUCAUGCGAAGCGACCGAAGCUCGACGAUGAGGCUGCCGAUGGGUUAGGUAUUGGGAAAAAUCAAGAAAGAGGAGAAGACAAUGGUGAGGAGAGGCCUGAAGAAUCCAAGGAAGAGGGAACUAAUGAACCCACUGCGCAGGAAGUGGAGAACCAAGAUGGUAAUCCUCUAAUUGAAAAAGUUCAGGCGCCCAAUCACGCUGAGGAAUCUGAGAAUAAGAUGGAUGAUAUUGGUAAAUCCGAUGAUAACCAACCAGCUUCUGUUGAGGCUGGAACCUCCGUUGAAGAAAGUAAGGAGGUGAAUGAUACUGUUUCUCAGAAGGAAGCUGAUGACAAUAGUAAGGAAACGAAUGAAGCCAUUGUUGAGAAAGAAGUUGAAAUUGAAAGUAAGGAAGUCACUGAUGGCAGCCCUCACAAGGAAGAUGAUAACGAAACUAAGGAGGCAAUUGCUGGUGGCUCUCAGAAGGAGACUGGUGACGAGAGUAAGGAAGUGAACGGCGAUGGUUCUCAUGAAGAGACUGGCGACGGAAGUAAAGAAGUAAAUGGUGGCAGUUCUAAUAAGGAAGUUGACGACACCCAGUCCACAACUCGCCGAAUAGAUGUCCCAAGUUCAAAGGUUGGCACGCUUAUUGGUAAAGGCGGGGAGAUGGUACGGCAUCUUCAGAUCAAUUCUGGUGCCAAAAUCCAAAUUCGGAGGGAUGCAGAGGCUGAUCCAAAUUCAGCUUUAAGACCGGUGGAGUUAAUUGGAAAUCUUGCUUCUAUUGAGAAAGCAGAGAAGCUUAUCAAUCAAGUUAUAGCAGAGACUGAAUCAGGAGGUGUACCUGCCCUUUUUGCAAGGGGGGUCCCAGAACAAAUGGAAAUUAAAGUUCCAAAUGAUAAGGUUGGUGUGAUUAUUGGCCGAGGUGGGGAAACUAUCAAGAACAUGCAGACAAAGUCGAGAGCACGCAUUCAGUUAAUACCACAUGAAGAAGGUGAUGGGUCUAAGGAAAGGACUGUUCGUAUUUCUGGUGAUAAAAGGCAGAUUGAUAUUGCUACUGCGUUGAUAAAGGAUGUUAUGUACCAGGAUACAAGACCAUCACAUUAUUCUGGUGGAUAUAACCAGCCUCCUUACCAACCCCGAGGACCAGGUGGUCCACCUCAAUGGGGUUCGCGUGGUCCUCAUGGGCCACACUCAAUGCCAUACAAUUACCACCAUGGUGGACCGUACCAUUCUCCGGGCUCACAUUACAGACCUCCCAAUUCCGGCGGUUAUCCUCCACAACAUAUGCCUCCUAGAAGUGGAUAUGGUUCUGGUUGGGAACAAAGACCUCCACAUUCUGGUCCAUACGAUUAUUACGGUAGGCAAGGAGCUCAAAACUCAGGUCCUGUGCCGUCCCAUGCUGCUCCUUACUCCCAGUCAGGUGCUCCGCAAAAUUAUGGGCAGAUGUAUGAUCAGCCAAACUAUGAUAAUCCUCCUAUGCAGCAAUCUUAUGGAGGAUAUGGAGGCUCCCAACAGGGCUAUCCCCCGGCAGGCGGUCAACACCAAAUGCAGCAACCAGCUAGACCUUACGGGAUGCAGGGAUCAGUUGAGCAAGGAUAUGGGCCUCCAAGGCCAGCAGCACCUUCUGGUGAUGUGCCUUACCAAGGUCCAACUCAAGCAGCACCAUCGUAUGGUUCAAACAUGGCUCCACAACAGCAAUAUGGCUAUGCAUCAAAUGCGCCUGUUCAGCAAACUUACCCUUCAUACAGCUCUGCAGCACCGUCUGAUGGUUAUAAUGGUACACAAGCACCACCAGUUGCCCCAGCUUAUGAGCAGCACAGUGUUCAGCCAACUUCUGGUGUGCAGCAGCAAACUUCAGCUGGGUACGGGCAAGUACCUCCAACCGGUGGUUAUAGUUCAUAUCCCUCUACACAGCCGGCUUAUGGUAAUGCACCGGCUCAGAGCAAUGGAAACUAUGGAUACGGCUCUCAAUAUCCUAGCUAUGGAGGUGGAAACGCAUCAGCAUAUUCUGCACCUGUUGGCCAAACCGCGUAUCCUCAGACUGCACCUGCUCAGGCCGGCUAUGAGCAAUCUGCAACUCAAUCAGCAGGCUAUGCAGCUGCUCCUGGAACAGCACAGUGAAUUAGUCCUACCCUCAAAUCAGUACGAUGCAGACCAGGCUUAUGAUGCGCCUCGCUAGAAGAUCAUAAGUGUGCAAGGUUAGUAGACUUGCAUGCCUAAACUGCUCGUCCGGUUUUAGACAGUCUCAGUAGUUCCCCAGGUCUUUGAUGUGCCUUCUUAUUAUCAUUGGAUCUAAACCUGUAUGACUCCUCCGUUACAUUUUGCACCGUCAUCUGAGUACACAUUAAUUUGUUCUUCUUCUU
Eutrema salsugineum is the source of this 2585-nucleotide messenger RNA. RefSeq names its product far upstream element-binding protein 1. The record is from RefSeq and is a predicted model, not a curated record. Lineage: Eukaryota; Viridiplantae; Streptophyta; Magnoliopsida; Brassicales; Brassicaceae. Gene Ontology annotation, molecular function: mRNA binding. Gene Ontology annotation, biological process: regulation of gene expression. Gene Ontology annotation, cellular component: cytoplasm. The transcript has 7 exons. The coding region runs from base 88 to 2343 and encodes 751 amino acids.